This is a messenger RNA of Striga asiatica, 537 nucleotides long. The record is from the annotation of a GenBank genome assembly. NCBI's taxonomy places the organism in Eukaryota, Viridiplantae, Streptophyta, Magnoliopsida, Lamiales, Orobanchaceae.
AUGCGAGAACCAGAUGAAGAAAAUAAGGAGGGUUUGGGCCCCGCAGGUCGACCAACUUCAGGCUGGGUUCUGGACGGCACCGUCAGGACUGCAGAUGACGCCGAACUAAUUGUAGGGGGCGCGGUCGCCAGGAGCGGAGGGCGGCGGCGGAGUCAUUUGGGGUUGACUUUCUUUGGAGCAGAGGUUGAACUUGGUCGUCAAUGGAACUGGAGAAGAAAAUUGAGGUUCGCCGCCCCUACCUCCACAUUCUCUUCGCGGCCUCUUCGUCUUCACUGUCGUCAGCGUCGCCACCAUGGUUGCGAACGAACUAACAACAUGACGAGAUUGGUUGGGCCACGAUGUGUGAAGAAAGGGAAGACGGCGGCAGUGAUGCGGCGGCAGAGCAGUGGAACCAUGUGUGUCUGGAAGAUUCUCCGGCCGGUGUCGCCGGAGGAGACAACCUUCACAACGUCGGGUUUGAGCAGCGGGGUCGGCGGAUGUAAACAAAGACGGCGACGGUCGCCGGCGUUAUCGAGCAUCAGCGAGCGGCGACGGUGA